Penicillium oxalicum is the source of this 552-nucleotide messenger RNA. Its product is annotated as putative AP-3 adaptor complex subunit sigma. The transcript has 2 exons. Gene Ontology annotation, cellular component: intracellular membrane-bounded organelle. The record is from RefSeq and is a predicted model, not a curated record. NCBI's taxonomy places the organism in Eukaryota, Fungi, Ascomycota, Eurotiomycetes, Eurotiales, Aspergillaceae. Gene Ontology annotation, biological process: vesicle-mediated transport; protein transport. The coding region runs from base 1 to 552 and encodes 183 amino acids.
AUGAUCAACGCAGUUCUUGUCUUCAACAAUAAUGGCCAGCCCCGUCUGACCAAGUUCUACACCACCCUGGAUACACAAACACAGCAAUCUCUCAUCGCGCAAAUAUACCACCUGGUCGCUCAGCCCCCAUCAAGUGCCUGCAACUUCCUCCCUCUCCCCCCGCUUCUGUCGCAAGGCGCAGCCAGCACAACCGGGCCCUCCGAUGCGCCAACCCAAAUCACAUACCGAACCUACGCCACACUUUCCUUUAUCAUGAUUUCGACCUCCACUGAAUCUCCACUCGCCUUGAUUGAUUUGAUACAAGUCUUUGUUGAAGCGUUAGAUCGUAUGUUCGAGAACGUUUGCGAGCUCGAUCUCAUCUUUGGGUAUGAGACAAUGCAUGCGGUGCUGAGUGAAAUGAUCGUGGGUGGGUGGUUGUGGAGACAAAUAUAUGAACGGAUCGUUGCCGGCGUACGGAGUCAGGAAGGCACCGCUGGAAAGAAGAAGGCCAUCCAAGCUGCGAGUUCCAGUCUGGGGCGUGGAGGUUUGCCAGGGUUGGGAGCCUGGCGAUGA